This is a messenger RNA of Cryptococcus deneoformans JEC21, 2405 nucleotides long. RefSeq names its product prefoldin subunit, putative. Gene Ontology annotation, biological process: protein folding; microtubule-based process; tubulin complex assembly. The transcript is spliced from 6 exons. The coding region runs from base 69 to 779 and encodes 236 amino acids. Gene Ontology annotation, molecular function: tubulin binding. The record is from RefSeq and is a predicted model, not a curated record. Gene Ontology annotation, cellular component: cytoplasm; prefoldin complex. Lineage: Eukaryota; Fungi; Basidiomycota; Tremellomycetes; Tremellales; Cryptococcaceae.
CUUCGAAUAGCCAACUCGUCUCCUUACAUCCAAGUAUAAAAAGGCUGUAGGCUCUAGUAUUACCUAAAAUGGCUACAACUUCUUCCUCCAAGCAAAUGGAGGUCAACCCUCGAGGUAUCCCAAGAGCACCUUUUGUUGACAAUGUCGAUGAGUAUGUGGGCGGAAAGGAUGCGGAAGUCCAAACUACUAUCAAGAAGUUUGAGGAAACCACCGCAAAAUACCGAUACAUGGAAAUCUCCUUGCAACAACGCCGAAAAGCUCUUCUCGGCAAGAUUCCCGACAUUACGCAAACCCUUCAGGUAGUCAAGUACCUACACCAGCGCCGUCAGAAGACUCUCGGGCAACCUGUAGAAGAGGAAAAGCUCAGCGACGAUGAAGAUGACCUCGAUGAUCUCGAUGAUGAGGAGGCAAAAAAGGAGGAACAGCCUAUGAAGACUCUUUUUGAGCUCAACGAUACAUUAUAUGCGGAAGCAGAGAUUGUCGAAACUGGAGAAGUGGGGUUAUGGCUCGGGGCCAACACAAUGUUGAUGUACCCUCUGGAAGAAGCAAUCGAUUUACUUUCAAGCAAGCUCGCAGCCGCUCAAAAAUCCCAGGACGAAACUAUAGAGGAUCUUGAAUGGCUAAGGGAACAGAUCACUGUGAUGGAAGUCAACUUCGCGAGGGUACACAACUGGGAUGUUAAGAGACGGAGAGAAAAGGGACAGAUCGGUCAGCAAUCCGGUCUUCUUCCUUCUCGCAAGGGCAAUGACAAAGACGACUCUGAAGACGAACGGGACUAAGCUGUGCUGAAUUACUAUGGGAAAUCUACGGGCGAUUAUUGUACUAAAUGCUGCUGUAUAAUAUAAGUAUAAUCUCUUACGACACGAUUACCAUUCUCUACGGAGAAUCAACAUAGGUAAAUUUACACGAAAAUGCACUGAGCUCCUACUGCAGGUUUUUGGUUAACUCGGUCAAUUGUUUUCGAAUGUUUUAUCGGUUAUCAACCAGUUGGGACUUGAUUUGCUGCUUUGUCGACCCAGUCUAAUCGAAAUCGUCACUGCUGAUUGCUCUAUCUCAUAAGUUCAAUCUCAUAAGUAAUGACUUCACCAUCUUUGACAGCUCUUCGACAUUCGCCAUAGCGAUCCCUUUCGCAAUAAUGUGUUCUGCGAUAGUAAUCUUUGCAUCUCUAACGAUUCUCGCCUUUGCUCCCGGUUUCCCCUUGUGCUUUCCCUUGUUGAUCAUCCUGUGGGGCGCUUUACCGACAUCCGAAGGCUGAUCCACGGGUUUGAUCUGGGUAGCUGCUGGGUUAAGAGAUGACGACGGCGGUUCUGUGAGACCAGAAGAUACUGCUGUUAAUGGUACAGGGUUCCGGUGAGUCACGGGUGCAGAAAAGGAUAUGUAAUGGGACCUACUAAGUGGUGGAGGGGGUGAAAAUGUGUGACGCCCAAAAGUAUGGCCGUUAAUAGUACCGCCAGCGGUCAGAUGAUGACUGGGAAAGGUGGAGUAAAAUGAAGGGUGUGCCGCAUGAGGAAGCGGAUGGUGAAAGAUAUAUGGAAACGAGAAAGAGAAAGUGGGGUCGUAUGGGCGGAGGUAGGAGCACCCAUAGAUAGAGGGGAUUGUGCAGGAUGUAGGGAUUGGAAAAAGGGUGAUCGAGGAUUGUCAGUAGAUCCGCCAGAAUCUGACUGAGCAGGUAUAGGGUGACGUGACUCUUCCUGCAAUCCCAUACUGGCUUUAGGACCUUCUGACGGACUGCUUCUCCUUUCGGAGAACCGGAAGAUAUUAGGUUCCUUCUUUUGUUGGUGACUCUCUUCUUUAUUCAUUUUGCUUUUUCUUGGCCAGUCAGUGGCAAGCGAGGGUAAUGAUUAAGUGGAAAACGAAUGUGAGUUUUGGUUUAAUUAUUAUAAUGAUUAUACGACGUCAAUAGAGGAAGACACGAGGAGUACUACUACUACACUGCUCCUUCUUAGGUCGACGCAACGAUGUCCUUCCGAAUCAGUGUCCCCCUUCUUUGGGCUUGGCCUAAGAUAUGGGACCUUGGAACUAUCGAUCAAUCAACACCGUUCCUGCUUCCGACCACAGUUUCGGACUGCAGCUCUUGAUAUCCUGCGAUCUGCAGCCUCCAGCACCGUCCACCAAUAUUCCUCCUCUGCAUAUAUGCAAUUUGUGAACAUAUAUCUGGAUCACCCUCGGAGGUUUUCAAGAAGAACACUAAUUAACUGACAAACGAGAUGAUGUCUCUACCACUGUAUAUCAUUGUUGUAAAGCGUAGUUUGAUAGAAACGCGGGUAUAUAGCAUCUCCUAAUCACACACUAGUAGGGAACUAGAAAGCCCAAAGGCAGAAAGAUGAUAAAAGAAAACUACACUUUUGAUGAAUCCAACACAUUCAACAACGACCUUCGAACUGCUGCUUCUUCAAGUCUAUCGC